Gadus morhua (Atlantic cod) is the source of this 3541-nucleotide messenger RNA. Its product is annotated as zinc finger protein 62. Bases 1 to 3471 code for a protein of 1156 amino acids. Gene Ontology annotation, biological process: regulation of transcription by RNA polymerase II. Gene Ontology annotation, molecular function: DNA-binding transcription factor activity, RNA polymerase II-specific. Lineage: Eukaryota; Metazoa; Chordata; Actinopteri; Gadiformes; Gadidae. Gene Ontology annotation, cellular component: nucleus. The record is from RefSeq and is a predicted model, not a curated record. The transcript is spliced from 8 exons.
AUGAUCGUCCACAUGAGGAACCACGCGGACGAGAAGCCGUACGGGUGCGACCAAUGCAUGAGGCGCUUCAAAUGGCAAUGCUCCCUGACGGUCCACAUGAGGACUCACUCUGGGGAGAAGCCCUACAAGUGUGACCAAUGCACGAUGCGCUACCGUAAGAAAUGUCACCUGAAGCGCCACAUGAUGACUCACUCCGGGGAGCAGCCCUACAAGUGUGACCAAUGCAAGAAGCGCUUCGGUCGGAAAGGCAACCUGAAGAUCCACAUGAGGACUCACUCUGGGGAGAAGCCCUACAAGUGUGACCAAUGCACGAAGCGCUACAUGCAGCAAUGCGACCUGAAGAACCACAUGAAGACUCAUUCCGACGAGAAUCCCUACGAGUGUGACCAAUGCAGGAUGAGCUUCAGUGUGACAAGGGACCUGAAGCUCCACGUGAUGACUCACACCGGGGAGAAUCCCUACGAGUGUGACCAAUGCAGGAAGCAAUUUUUUUCGAAAAACCAACUGAUGAUCCAUAUGAGGACUCACUCCGACGAGAGGCCCUACAUGUGUGACCAAUGCACGACGCGCUUCAAAGAUCGUUGCAGCCUGAAGCGCCACAUGAUGACUCACUCCAGCGAGAAGCCCUACAAGUGUGACCAAUGCACGAAGCGCUUCGGUCGGACAUCACAGCUGAAGAGCCACCUGAAGACUCACCGCAGGGAGAAGCCCUACAAGUGUGACCAAUGCACGAAGCGCUUCAGUUUGGAAACCGACCUGAAGAUCCACAUUAGGACUCACUCCGGGGAGAAGCCCUACAAGUGUGACCAAUGCACGAAGCGCUACAGUCAUUGCUCUGCCCUGAAGACCCACAUGAGGACUCACCCCCGACAUUACAUCAAGUGCUUCCAUUCAGCAGCUCAAGGGAUGUUGCCUGCCAGACAGACCACCUGUGUGGUUAAGAGCCUGGAGCGCGGCGAGCGGCUGAGUGUGCAGCUAUUCUGUGCAAAUGAAAGAAUACGUCUUGUUUGUCUCUUAUUUGUAAAGCAGCAAACCCCAGACACCAUUUCAAUCAAGGUUGAAGAGGAUAUUGGUGGAGGCAUUCCCGCUGUAGAAGACGGCAUUGACAUCAGAGACUGCAGCACGCAGCGCGGCGCCACCUCGGAGAGUCUGCGUGUUGACGCCCCUGGCUCCUCCCACAUGUCAAGUAACAGCGGGGAGCUGCGGAUCCUGGGCGUCUACGGACAAGGGGAGGGCUCACUGGCGGUGGACGGCCAUGACACCCUCUUUGCCGCGUCAGAACUGGAGGCCUUGAGCUCGCUGUCCGCUGACCACAGCGUGGCCAAGAGCCUGAACUGCAGCGUGAGGCUCGUCCACCUUGAGGAGCUGACUGGGCAUCGGGGCGGCCGCAAGGGCCGGCCCGGUGUCUUGGGUGGCAAGGUUAUUCCCAACAAUGCCAAUAUGAUCCACACCCACGAGGAGCCGUACGUGUGCGACCAAUGCAUGAUGUGCUUCAGUCGAAAAGGCUACCUGAAGGUCCACAUGAGGACUCACUCCGGGGAGAAGCCGUUCAGGUGUGACCAAUGCACGAAGCGCUUCAGUCAGAGCGGGUCCCUGAAGGUCCACAUGAGGACUCACUCCGGGGAGAAGCCGUACAAGUGUGCCCACUGCAUCAAGUGCUUCAGUCAGAACGGGGCGCUGAAGGUCCACAUGAGGACUCACUCCGGGGAGAAGCCCUACAAGUGUGACCAAUGCACGAUGAGCUUCAGUCUGAAAAGCCACAUGAAGGGCCACAUGAGGACCCACUCCGGGGAAAAUCCCUAUAAGUGUGACCAAUGCACGAUGCGAUUCAGAAAGGAAAGCUCCCUGAAGAUCCACAUGUGGACUCACGCUGGGGAGAAGCCCUACAGGUGUGACCAAUGCACGAUGCGCUUCAAAAAGAAAAGCCACCUGAAGAUCCACCUAAUGAUUCACUCCGGGGACAAGCCCUACAAGUGUGACCAAUGCACGAAGCGCUACACUCAUAUUUCCGCCCUGAAGACACACAUGAGGACUCACUCCGGGGAGACGCCCUACAAGUGUGACCAAUGCACGAAGCGCUUCAGUCUGAAAGGCACCCUGAACAGACACAUAACGACUCACUCCGGGGAGAAGCCCUACAAGUGUGACCAAUGCACGAAGCGCUUCGGAGAGAAAUCCAAGCUGAAGCGUCACAUGAGGACUCACUCCGGCGGGAAGCCGUACGGGUGCGACCAAUACAUGAAGAGCUCAGUGGUCGAGCAAGAACAUUUUCAGUGGGAUGGCCAGGAAGUCUGCGAUGCCUUUGGAGACCGUAGCACGCAGCGCAGCGCCACCUCGGAGAGUCUGGGUGUGGACGCCCCUGGCUCCUCCCACCUGGCAAGUCACAGGGAGGAGCUGAAGAUUGUGAUCGUCCACGAAGAAGGGGACGGUCAACUGGUGGUGGACGGCCAUGACACCCUCUUCACCGCGUCCGAAGUGGAGGCCCUGAACUCGCUGUCUGCGGACCACAGCGCGGCGAAGAGCCUGGAGCGCGGCGAGCGGCUGUUCUGCCGCGAGGAGCUGAGUGUGCAGCAGACCCCAGACACCAUUUCAAUCAAGGUUGAAGAGGAUAUUGGUGGAGACUGGCCCGCUGGAGAAGACGUCACUGACAUCAUAGACUGCAGCACGCAGCGCGGCGCCACCUCGGAGAGUCUGCGUGUGGACGCCCCUGGCUCCUCCUGCAUGUCAAGUCACAACGGGGAGCUGCGCAUCCUAAGCGUCUACGGACAAGGGGAGGACCCACUGGCGGUGGACGGCCAUGACACCCUCUUUUCCGCGUCAGAACUGGAGGCCUUGAGCUCGCUGUCCGCUGACCACAGCGUGGCCAAGAGCCUGAACUGCAGCGUGCGGCUCGUCCGCCUUGAGGAGCUGACUGGGCAUCAGGGCGGCCGCAAGGGCCGGCCCGGUGUCUUGGGUGGCAAGGUUAUUCCCAACGAUGCCAAUAUGAUCGUCAACAUGAGUACCAACACCAACGAGAAGCCGCACAGGUGCGCCCAAUGCAUGAUGCUCUUCCAAUGGAAAAGCGACCUGAAGAUCCACAUGAGGACUCACACCGGUGAGAAGCCCUACAAGUGUGACCAAUGCACGAAGCGCUUCAGUCGGACAGGCACCCUGAAGAUCCACAUGAGGACUCACUCAGGGGAGAAGCCCUACAAGUGUGACCAAUGCACGAUGCGCUUCCGUCAUGGCUCCGCCCUGAAGUUCCACAUGAGGACUCACACCGGUGAGAAGCCCUACAGGUGUGACCAAUGCACGAUGCGCUUCAUUCGGAAAGACGCCCUGACGUUCCACCUGAGGACUCACUCUGGGGAGAAGCCCUGCGUGUGUCUGCAGUGCAACGCAUGCUACAGCAGCCCAAGCAGUUUGCGUUUGCACAUGCUCAAGCACACGGGUAAUGGGGGUGCUUUGACACAGGAUAGCGCAACGUUUUGAUUGACACCUUUAUCCUGUAUUUAUUACUGCUUUAAAAAAAGAUCAUGAUUAAACGCUUUCCAACUUUUGA